Molecule: messenger RNA, 389 nt
Organism: Entrophospora sp. SA101
Lineage: Eukaryota; Fungi; Glomeromycota; Glomeromycetes; Entrophosporales; Entrophosporaceae
Source: the annotation of a GenBank genome assembly
CUAAAAUUCAACUCACUAAUGGUCCAAUUGAUAAGAUAAAUAUAGAGAAUAAUUUAAAUGAAAUCAGAGCUCAACAAAAGAGACAAAAGUUAAAUGUUUUACAAGAAAAUAUUCAACAACAUUAUGAUUUGGAAAAAGCUUUUGAACAUUCCAAUAAAUCAAUAUUGACUCCUGAGGUUCCUGAACUUUUCAAAGGUGCCAUAGAAUGUUCAAAUCAAGGGUUUCAAAAAUUAUACAAUAGUUAUGAUAUUGGUAUAAACAGAUCAAAUGAUAUUUUCAAACAAGACAUUGAGAGGUCUGUUGUCCGGGAUACAACUGGUAAAAAUAAUAAUGAAUGUGAGUAUAAAGAUGAGUACAAAAAAUAUACUGGAGAGUGUAAAACGCAAUGA